Messenger RNA from Meira miltonrushii, 5030 nucleotides. RefSeq lists its product as uncharacterized. The transcript has a single exon. Bases 43 to 4779 code for a protein of 1578 amino acids. Lineage: Eukaryota; Fungi; Basidiomycota; Exobasidiomycetes; Exobasidiales; Brachybasidiaceae. The record is from RefSeq and is a predicted model, not a curated record. Gene Ontology annotation, cellular component: trans-Golgi network.
CCACAAUUCCAUUCAAGGCACAUUCAAUGAACAUUCAAUAGGAUGAAUACACCUUCAACGCCUUCCAUGUCGGAAGGCUUUGGUGGGCCAUCAACGCCAACACAAAGUAAUAUAGGCCAAAGUCAAAGUCAAACGACAAAUAUGGCAGCACCAACACCAACACCGGUAGGAGGAAGGGCAUUCUGUUCACCUGCAAUGAUCAGAAUCUUAUUAACGCCAGCUACGGCAGACGUUACGCCAGAUGAAUUCGAAAGGAUGACAAGUGCGAUCAGAAGGAUUGAGAGUAUUCGUAUUUCAGAUUUACCUAUGAGAGCGCCAGGAUCAAAUGGACCUUCACAAAGAAAAGAAAGGAUUCCAUCAAGUUCACCUUUAGCGAGAUCGGGUGAAGUACACAUCUCUUUCGUUACAUCUUACGAUCCAAGUCAUUCGUUCUUGUCGCCUUUCAAUGUACACAAGCAAGUUUUAGGUGUUUUGGGAGUUUCGACUUGUAGUUCAUCGAACGCAGUAGAGGAAUUGGAACGAGCACCGGCUGCUUUACGACAAUUACAUCCAACUGCAGUUGUACAUAGAGUGUUUGGCUUUGAUCUUGGAGCAGCUAGACCUCAAACGAUGGAUUUGAGUGCGAUGUCAAAUGCAAAAGGAGCGAUCGAGAAAGCAGGAGGUGGAAAUAUGACAAAAUCCAAUUCUUCCACUUCAGGUUUGAAUGCAGAAAGAGAAAUAACAGAUGGAGGUGAUAUGGGAGCGGAAAGCUUGACAAAGACUUCGCUGGACUCUUCAAUGACACGAAGAACGGGUCAGGCAAAAUCAUCAAUGACAGAUAGUGAAAAAGAUUCUACUUCUUCUGGAUUUGCGGGACGUUCUAACACUGGUUUGGUCAUCUUUCCAGCAGUAAGAAGGGAUCUGAAGGAUGUGCGUUUUUAUCUCAAAACUCUCAUACCACAAUUCGUUGCCGAUCUGCUAGAUGGUUUAGAUGAUUUUGUCAGCGAUCUGCAAGGCAAACCUCUCGAGACACCGAGAGAAACAUUGGAAGGUCCUUCUGCAAAUGCGACCGGAGCAAGUACUAGCACUGCUCUGACUGCUGCAAACAAAGGUAUAGGCGCGGCAGCAACGAGUGCAGCAAGUCGAGCAUCUGCUCUUUUCAGUUCUUUUUCUGCAGCUGAAGAUCCUUCAUCCUCUUCAACAUCUCGAAAAGUUUCAAGGAGCAGUAAGAACCUCCUUGCACCCGCUGGUGUUGGACCAACGGGAGCAGGAAGAUAUGCCAAGGUAAAAGCAGAUUAUUACCUCUUGAUUGGCGAUCUAUGGAGUGCAGCCAAAGAAUACGACAACUGCAUGAGCCUGAUGGGCAAAGAACGGGCGAUGGCAGGCGGUCAAGAUGCAGUAUGGUAUGCCAGUGCGUUGGAAGGAUGGGCUGUGACACGAGUUCUAACGACACGCAUGGGUGGACAAGUUGCUGAGAAGGCACCUUGUACUACCAUGCCGCUGGGAGGAGUGAAGGAAAAGGAAAAAGAAAAGGUGGUUAGCGAUUUCCAAUUUGCGGGCAAGGAUUGGUCCGAUAUUGCAGAAGCAUACAGUCUAGCUUUGACAAUCUAUAGCAAAUGUCUAGCUCCCGCUUCAUACUUGCUCGACACCAUGCGCAGUGUCAAUCCAGAAACACCACGAGAUUACACCCAUCCUCUCAUUCAUACAUCGGCCUGUUUGGCCUAUGCAAGGCUAUUACUGGCAAUCUGGGCAUCCGGAGGCUGGAAUGGAGAAACAUUUGACCAGCUACUUCUGGGAGGUGUUCCUCCAGCAUUAGCGGAGACAACAAGGCCAUCUAUUGCAGUAUAUAUGCAGCAUACUACGUCAAGCGGUAUCAGCAGGGGCGACAUUGCGGCACCAGCAAGUCUUUCAUUGACAAACAGUUCAACGAAUGCACUCAAAAUGUUGGACCAAAUUCACCUUUACAGUAGUCUGGCAGCUAUUUACGGUUGCCUUGGCUUUGCACGAAAAGAGGCAUAUGCUAUUCAAAGGUUGCAAUCAUUGGUAGUCGUGCUAAUAGCUCAAGGUGUUCAUAUGCAAAAGCAACAAGGUUCUUCUACCAGUGAAGCUCUACGUGCAGGCAAUGCUGCAUAUGGUACGAUGAGCACACAGAUAUCUUCCAUCGGGGGCGGUUUGGGCAGUGACUCAAUUCUCGUUUUGGCCUUACAGAUCUGUCAGACAUACGGCAUUAAUGUGCAACUGAUGCUCCUGCUGGAUAUGGACCGUGGACAUAUCCUCUUGCGCGCUUCGGUUGAUGUGAAGAGCGGCAAAAGACUAAGCUCGCCAAUGUUGAAUCGCAAUAGAGCUGCUUGGUCGAUGAGUUCUUCAUCUCCUGCAAAUGGAAGUGAAGUCGAUUGGAAGCGUUUCUUGAACGACGAAGCUCAAGCACGUCAAGCUGCAAUCAGCGAAUUACUGGAAGAACCGCACUUUGGCUGGAUAGAGCAACAGAUUGCAAUUUUGAAGGAUACCAUUUCGAUUUGUGAGAUGCUACAGGAUAAACAAUCACUACUGUUCUUUGGUGCAAUCCUUCUUCGAGAUUUCUGGCCUUAUUUGGGCUUCGAAGAGCAAUUCCGACUCAAAGAUGGAUUUGCCAAAUUGAUGGGCGAAACAAUUAGUGGAGAUGUAGGCAAUACAAGCAGUAACAAGAAUCUUCAAUUGCAGUACUGGGGUCCUAAAGACCUUCUCGCGGGAAUGCAGCUGGAGAGCGGAACAACAAAUCAGCCACAGAAAGUACUUUUCAAGAAUCUGCCAAGAGCAGGCGAAAAGCCGAGCGUUCCAGAGUGGGCAAAGGGAAAAGAAACCAAAAAUGCUCAAUCGACGACAGAGAAUGGAUUAAUGCAAGACGAAGUGGCAUCAUUUAUCGUCACGCUACACAAUCCAUUACAGAUUCCUCUCGAGUUAGAGAGCAUACGACUCGAGCUUCAGACACUUGGUAGUCUGGGCCCAACAUUCGAACCGAACGUACGUAAAAAUAUCAUUCUACCGCCAAACUCUUUCCACGUUGUACGUUUGAGUGGAAUUGCCAGCGGUGAAGGUCGAUUGUGUGUAAAGGGUAUUUAUCUCAAAUUGCCCUUCUGUGCCGAACGUUUGUUCACGUUUGAGUACGCACAAGGGGUAGCCGAGAAGACGCUAUGGAAAGCACAAAGCGAAGUGGACGAUAAAUGGACCAGGACGAAGCGUAUCGGUCUGGAUGCUAGAGGAAGUGGAAGCACCGGCAUUGGGCUGCAGACCAAUCUACAACCGAAGUCUAGAUCCAGGACGCAAGAGAGCCUAUGGAUUUUGCCAGUGAUUGCCAAGAUUCCGAUGGUUGAAAUCAGACCUUCGGCCGCUCUAAAAUCGGGCAGUGUGGUCCUGUGUGAUGGUGAAGAGAAAGCUAUCACACUCACGCUUCAAAACAAGAGCGAGAUGGCGGUUGAUCACAUACAGUUUGUAUUCGACGAUGACGUUCAACGUGAUACAGUUGAGCUUCUAGCAGAAGGUCAGCUAGAAGCGGUGGACGUGUACGAAUUGGAACAAGAUUUGAUCGAAAGACCAUUCCUAUCACUGCUAGGCAAAGAAGCAAAGGGUACAAAAGCGGAGCAAAAUGCCACUGGGUCUAAUCUCAAGCUUGAAGUCAAUGAAGCAAAAACGUUUACAUUCCGCAUUCGUGGCAAAUUGGAUGUCCGUAGAGCGUCGAUUCGGGUGCAAUUUGGCAAUAAAGCCAACAGCAAAGAAUUGGGUCGAGAGUAUUUCUGGACCCGACAAGCACAAUUCUCAUUCGAUGUUCGGGUACUGCCUACUGUAUUCUUGGACGGAUUGGAGGUGAUGAGAGCAAGAAAUAUUGAUCUACCUCACCUUAAAUCAAUGUUGGAGAAUGGGAAUGACCUUGACAAGUACACUGAUACAUCAGAAGUCACAAUCGUCUCUCUUGCCGCUCACAAUACCAACGCAGGCAGUGAAAUUGAGAUCUGCAUGAACAUUGAUGACUCUGUCGGUAGUCAAAAGAUCGCUCGGAGGUUGCCAGCACAUUCUUCCAUACGAAUCCAUUUCUUCUUGCCAAAUGCAUUACCGAAAAAUAUCAAAGAAGAGCUGCUGCAGCCCAUUCCCAAGCUCGUUGAACGACAAUUUAUCGUUUCACAAGUCAAGCGCACAGAAUCACAAGAACGUACUUUGCGAGCUUUAUUCUGGGCCAGACAAAAGAUUUUGUCGAAAUUGAGCAAUAGCAUAUGGAAAGAUAACAAAACUCGAAAGGCCGGCUCGAUUGGUCUCUCUGGCUUGCGACUGGACAAUCCUCAAUCGGUUGUAUCACUGUAUGCUGACCCGAUCGAUGUGAAGACAACAGCAUCAAAAGGAGUGCAAGUCAAGCCAACGUCAGAACAAUCGGCUGGACUUUUGCUGGAGCUGCAAGCGCACGACUUUGUGGAACUGUAUUUCGAGGUCAAGAAUACUAGCGAUGCUACCGUUCGAAAUCUUCAAUAUCGCUUAGCAGCCAACAUUGACGAUAAACAAUUGUCUCAGCAUAUCCUGUGCAUUGGCGGUCAUAUGAACGGAUACAUUUCGCAGCUUCUUCCGAAUGAAACUCGACAGGUGACAAUUGGUGUUUGCUUUUUGACAAAAGGUGCUUUCAUGCUCGACUAUCUCGUCACACCAUCACGUCCACUUUUGGGUAAGCUUGAUGAAGAAGAGCAAUCAAAAACGGAUGAAGCCGUGUCUAUAACGUCUUUCUUAUCCGCCGUCAAUGCGAAAUAUACAUAUAAAAGUAUAAAAGUAAAUGUACAUUAAAUCAUUAUUUCAUUGCCAAUAGGAUGCAUUGCUUUUGUCCACAAUUUAAUCGUCUUCGAAAGAUCCUUCUUCUUCAUCCCAUUCUACUUCGAUCUCAUCUGUGGCAUCGUACAAUUGAUCAAGACCUGUCAAAUGACGCAAGUAUUCCUCAUCAUUGCAGGCUUUUUGAAUCAUCUCAAAUCCUUCUUUGGCGUAUGUGUCGAUCACUGUCUCGCUACAAGCCGUGCAACGAUCAUAAGCAGGUCCAUGAA